AUGAAGCCGUUCCUCACACAGCCCAAGCGAAAGGCAAGCCCAGAGGCAAGCCCAGAGGCAAGCCCAGAGGCAAGCCCAGAGGCAAGCCCAGAGGCAGAAGCAGGCUCUGCAGAUGGCGAUGAACCCACUGAGAUCAAGCUCGCUCUCCUGGCUUCUCUCCAUCCGGCCUUGGAGCAGGAAACACUCCUCGAUGCUCUUCUGGCGCAUGAGGGGUCCGUCAGCCAGGCAUCGGCCGUGCUGCAAGCGGCUGCCCGGCCAGACGCGAAGAAGGUCGUGGUUGGAUAUCAGCAAUCGCUCAAGAAAUACGCACUGCCUGGUGCCUCGACGUCGCCGACCAGGAAGAAGCUCAAGUCGAAAAGGGGGAGCACGCUGCAUCUGUAUGACCCGGACGACGUGGCCGAGCACACGCCCUGCACCAUUGUGCAUAAUUUCAUGCCGCCGCAGGACGCAGAUGAUCUGUUGCGGGAGCUGCUGCAAGAGGCCGAGUCGUUUGAAAAGAUUACCUUCAAACUGUUUGACAGCGUGGUGUCGAGCCCCCAUACAUCGGGUUUCUUCGUGGAAAGCUACGACGCCAUGCGGGCGCAGAUGGACGAGUAUUUUUACAACGGAUCAAAGCUCACGGAUGUGCGACGCAUCACGCCCCAGCUGACCAAGGUCAAGCCCGUUGUCGAAGAGGCCGUCAACAGAGAAAUCCAACACCGCAUCAAGACACGGUACCCCGGCGGCAAGAAGCUGAAGCAUCAAUCCCCAGAUCGAUGGGCUCCCAACUCGGCCUUUGUCAACUGCUACAACGGCGCCCAGGAGAGUGUCGGCUGGCAUAGCGACCAGCUGACGUACCUGGGCCCGCGAGCCGUCAUCGGAUCCGUCUCGCUCGGGGUCGCGCGCGAGUUCCGAGUCCGCCGGGUGCUGCCCAAGGACGGCGACGCCAAGAGCGCCGAGGGCGGCGACGCCGAGGGCCAAAUCUCGAUCCACCUGCCGCACAACUCGCUGCUCGUCAUGCACGCCGAGAUGCAGGAGGAGUGGAAGCACUGCAUCACGCCGGCGCUGUCCAUCGACCCGCACCCCGUCGCGGGCAACAGGCGCAUCAACAUCACGUACCGCGACUACCGGCGCGCGAUGCACCCCCGGCACACGCCGCGAUGCGCAUGCGAGGUCCCCUGCGUGCUGCGCGUGGUGCAGAAGAAGAGGGACAACUUUGGCAAGUACUUUUGGAUGUGCCACGCAAGCAACGUGCCUGGCAAGAAUGGCUGCUCCUUUUUCCAGUGGGCCGAGUUCGAUGAAGACGGGAAACCCAUGGGGGGCCGGGCGGGCUCGAAACCGCUCUGA
This is a messenger RNA of Hirsutella rhossiliensis, 1326 nucleotides long. Its product is annotated as 2OG-Fe(II) oxygenase superfamily domain-containing protein. Lineage: Eukaryota; Fungi; Ascomycota; Sordariomycetes; Hypocreales; Ophiocordycipitaceae. The transcript is spliced from 2 exons. Gene Ontology annotation, biological process: DNA repair; DNA alkylation repair. Gene Ontology annotation, molecular function: zinc ion binding; dioxygenase activity. Gene Ontology annotation, cellular component: nucleus. The coding region runs from base 1 to 1326 and encodes 441 amino acids. The record is from RefSeq and is a predicted model, not a curated record.